Molecule: messenger RNA, 2604 nt
Organism: Dicentrarchus labrax (European seabass)
Lineage: Eukaryota; Metazoa; Chordata; Actinopteri; Moronidae
Product: urokinase plasminogen activator surface receptor-like
Exons: 5
Coding region: 16-636 (206 amino acids)
Source: RefSeq, a predicted model, not a curated record
UCCCGCCAUUGCAAAAUGCAUCUCCUUACUCUGAUCUUUGGGACUGUGCUUCUCUCUGAAGCCUACAGCCUGAUUUGUUAUAAGUGUUUACCAGGAAGCACAGCAACAUGCGAAUUCAAAACAUGCCCUUCAGUGGGAUAUCAGUGUAGUGUGCUGAGAAUCACUUCAUAUGCAGGUGGUUCAAAACUUUCUGAUAUCCAGAUGAAAACUUGUGUUUUGAAUGAAGACUGUGCUGAGGGCUCAGUCAACUUUGGACUUACCAGAAAUGUGAUUACCAGCAAGUGUUGCAACUCCAAUCUCUGCAACACCGAAACUGCUCCUGAGCCCAGUGAAUCUGAACCCAAUGGAAAAAAGUGCUUCCACUGCAAUGGAAACGUGUGCACCACAACUGUGAACUGCUUGGGGAAUGAGGACCACUGCAUCUCAAAAACAGUGAAUGUAGGUGGUGAAACGAUAAUCACAAAGGGCUCUGCCUCCAAGCAGAUCUGCUCAAAUACGAAAAAUGCACUGUUUAAAGGAGUCAUUGGAGGAGACAUUAGCUGCUGCAAGGGUGACUACUGCAACAGCGCCAGCAGCAUAAGUGCUGGCCUCCUGCUCCUGGUGACACCACUGAUCUCUCUGGUCAUGUUCUCUUAACUGGUGGAGACGGCAGCAUUGCAGCUUAGUUUUUCUUAUCUUCACAUAGCCUCAUAGUGCUCACACCCUUUUCCUUAUCCUUUCAACCGAUGAGUGAGAGAGUAGAACGUUUUGCAAGUUUCGUGUAAAAAUAGAAUUUAGUAAAGUUAUAAUUUCCCUUUAUUUCCUGCCUUAUACAGUUUGUAACUGGCUUAUUUCUUUAUUUGUAUUAUUAUUAUUUGCAUGUUGCCUAUAAAGAUAAGAGCAAAGGUCUUGCAUAGAAUAAUUGCUAUCUGUUUUUCUGAAGAAUGUAAAAAACAUUUUUUCGCAAUUUUUCAUCUGUGUGCUAAUAUUAACCUGAAACCUAAUUUUAAUUGGAAUUAUCUGAAAUAUUUUGAAGUUACUGACGAAAAGCAAACACAUUUCUUACAAUUCUUCUUAGUGUAGUUUUUUGUCCUUUCUCAGUCUCAUUAAAAAAUUUAAAAUACAAACUUAACUUAAACCUUUAAGUUUAUGCUGUUUUCUGCUAUAUUAAUGUUCAAAAUCUCAUACAUAUAACCUUUAAAUGCCAGUUAUAAUCAGGUGAACCAGGAUGAAGCACAACACCAGACAACUGACAUAUGCUGUUUUGGGCGGUCCUUGGCCGGAGGUCCAAGUCUGAUUUAAGCCCACAGUCUGUAUUACUUAUUCCAGAGCCAGAUGGUUGAAGUCUUGUGAGGAGUUUUACCAGUUUUAAACCUGCUAAAAAUAAGUUUGUAACUAGUUGUGAAACAAUCUUAAUUUGAUACUGAUGCCUCUCUUUAUGACCUAGCCUACAUAGACUGAGUCGUAGACGCACUCUCUGCCACUUGGGUUACUUUUAUGGGAUGAUGAUCACUUCUCUCACCCCAAAUGUAAAAGCCCUGAAAAAGGGAAUAUUUGAAAGCAAAACUAAUUGAAUCAAGCCAUGAGAAUCUUUUGUUGAGGGUCUAUAUUAUGACAAAAAUCACACUGACAACUAAGUGAUUAGAAAAAUACAGUUGUAAAAUUGGCCAAUUUUGACCAGUGCCUGUCUUUUUUCAGGCUAUUUGAAAGUAAAUGCCCAAAAUACACAUUUAUGUGUUUUAUUUUAUUACACUUUGCCCAUUUGUGUGUGUAAAAUUCUCCAAAAUCCACCAAAAGUUAGCAUUCAUCAACAAUUCCUCAUUUGCAUAUGUAAACAGAAAACUUCAGAAAACUUGUAACACAAAAAUGAAUUUUCUUAAUGUAUGUAUUCAACUAGGGAAGUUUCAUAGUCAGAUCUAUUAGAUAGAUAUUUACCCUAUUCACCUGUAGUGUCUCUAGGAUGAUUCAGGGAAGCUUUAUUUCUAAAUGUUUUUAGAUUUAGUGCAGGCAAGAAAAUAUGGCUGUAAAAUAUAUGACAGUCCCAUGUUAACCUUGUUAGCUUAUGAAGUCUGUCAUAACUCAACUGUUCAGUCUGUUCCCAUUUCUAACUUCGUAUUCAUCAUGUACAACUGUCAUCUGAAGAUGGGGACGCUUUGUGGGAAAUAACUAUAAGCAGUGUACCCCCAUCGAGUGGACAAAUGUUAUAUAACAGGCAGUUUAUGAAAUCCUCAAUACCUUUCAAGAAUUUUUUUUUCUACUAAAAACAAUGAAUAUAAUUGGAAAUUUUUACUUUUGUCUAUGGAUUCUUUAAUUGCAGCUUAAAUACAAAAGAGUUGUUGAUUUAAAUGGGAUAAUUCUGCAUGGAUGGUGAGAUUUUAAUUUUAAUGUUGUAGGGAAGUUCUCCAUUCCUAUAUUCCUUGUGUUCACACUCACACAUAAUUAUUUCCCGCUGUAUUUCAAUGUAUGUAUGUUUUGUUUUCAAUAGUGGAGCUAUUGUAUAGACUAUGGUUAUUGCACGAUACAUUCACUAUACUCACAAGUAGGAACAAAUGUGAAAGAUUUUCUUUAAAACCACCCUUCAUAAUGUGAUAAUGUGUGUAAAAAUGUAUUUUAUGAAUCCUUGAA